CCUCACCACCGCCGCCGCCAUUUAUAUUUCACCGCCAUUUUACGUCAACCCAGCAGAGAUCGGUUGCGAAGAUGACCCAGAUGGAAAAUCAACUGUGCAAGCUGUUUGUCGGCGGCCUCAACGUCCAGACCACCGAUGACGGGCUGCGGAAUCAUUUCGAGCAAUACGGAGCGCUCACGGACUGCGUGGUCGUGCAGAACCAGCAGCUGAAGCGCUCGCGCUGCUUCGGUUUCGUGACGUACUCGAGCCCCGAGGAGGCGGACUCGGCCAUGGCGGCCCGCCCGCACAUUCUGGACGGCAACAACGUCGAGCUGAAGCGGGCCGUGGCCCGGGAGGACGCGGGGAGGCCAGAGGCACUCGCGAAGGUGAAGAAGAUAUUCAUCGGCGGGCUUAAAGACGACAUCGAGGAGGAUCACCUGCUCGACUGCUUCUCGCAGUUCGGCGCGGUGGAGAAGGCGGAGGUGAUCACGGACAAAGAGACCGGCAAGAAGCGGGGCUUCGGCUUCGUGUAUUUCGAGGACAACGACUCGGCCGAUAAAGCCGUGGUGCUCAAGUACCACGUCAUUAACGGGCAUAAAGUGGAGGUGAAGAAAGCCCUGACCAAACAGGAGAUGCAGGCCGCGGGGAGUCGCGGUGGUCGUGGUGGCCGCGGAAGGGGGAUGGGGAGACCGCAGAACGGCUACGGCGGGCGCGGCGGAGGAUACGGUAACUACAGCGGCGGAGGCGGCGGGUAUGGAGGCAAUGACGGCUACGGCGGAGGCUACGGAGGCGGGUAUGGGGGAGGCUACGGGGACCAAAUGGAGGGCUACGGCGGUGGUAACGGCUACAAUGACUUUGGCAGCGGCUAUGGCCAGCAGUCCUCUGGUUAUGGCCCAAUGAAAGGUAAUUACUCGGGCAGAAGCAGCGCUCCUUACUCCCGAGGAGGAGGUGGUGGUGGUGGUUACGGCAGGGGGGGUUACGGAGGCUCGUAUUAGGAGCGUAUAUUAGAUCUCACAUUAAGAGCAGCUCCUUCCCCAGCCCACAUCACAGUUUCGACCACACAUUAUCCUCAGCUGAUAGCCAGAUUGAGCCCCUUUAAUGUGGCACGGCAUUGACUGAAACAACUUUAUCCAGUCUAGCAGCUCACAGGUAGGGCUCGCCUAUCCGACUUUACUCAACAUCUUACAGCUACUACUACACAUCCCUUUGCUCCUGUCCCUGAAGUACUAGGGAUUGUGUUUUUUUUUUUUUUUUCGGCAAGACAUAGGACUACUACUCUGGAUCUCUACUUAUUAUAAGACUGGCCAGUGGUGUCCGGGGCAGGCUACUUGUUCGCGAAACUGUUACUCACGUUUUUUGUGCUUUGGGGUUAAGUUAAGAGUAGUAUUUCUGCUUGUUAAUUAGUGUAUGCAUGCGUUUUCCUCCUUUUAGUAUAUGUAUUGUAUUUUUAUUGUCUAUUUUCUUCUUUUCAAUACAUUAUAGGGUUGCAAAACGAUUAAUCGCGUUCAAAAUAAACGUUUGUUUACCUGUUUGUGUACUGUGUAUAUCUAUGUAUAUAUAAAUACACACACGUAUACAUCAAGGAAAAUGUUAGAUUUAUAUAUAGAUAUACUUUAUAAAAUACAAAGUAUACAUGUAUACAUCCAUAAGUGUGUGUACACAAAGAUUUAUUUUGUACGCGAUUAAUCGUUUUGCAGCCCUGCAUUUAAAGCUGGUUUUGAUUGAGAGCCAAUCGCAGUGAGCCCCUGUAGAGAUUCAAAAUUUCAUUGGCUGGCAGCAGGCCUGAUUUGCAUAUCACGUGAUCUGUUGAGUGCGUCAGUACCUGAAGUAAAAAUCCCAUUCAUUUUCUUCAUAGGACGAGACCUACUGUGAGCUAUGAGGUUAAUUGAUGUUAUAUGCAUUUGUCGAAGCCACCAGUGGGCAUUGUUUUAACUAAUUUUGCCAAUAUGUUGAAAAUAACCAUGAUUCUUAAAUAAAACAUGUAAGUGCCCACCCACUCCCAUGAAGCAUGCCGCAUGAUGUAAUAUUUUGUAUAUAUUUGCUUAUUUUGCAUUAAAUGUAAAGUUUUGUUUCUAUAUACACACUCAAGAUCUUAAAUCGGUAAUUCGCAAUGCUUCUUGGGAUUGCAGUCCUUUUCAUUGUGUACCCAUUUUGUUUCAAAUACUUUUUUUUUUUUUUUCCCGCUUAAAAUCAAACGCAAAGACGAUUGAGGGAAUUAUAACUCUUUACUUUUUAAAAAUGAAUGGGAUAAAUACUACAGAAAAUCAACGCAGCUGAAAAAGCGCACCGUUGAACUCAAUUUGCAGCCGAGUCUGCCGCCAACCAAUGAAAGAUUGAACUUUUCUUAAAUUAGCAUCGAUGGCAACUAGAAGCCGUUCGUCCUGACAUAAGAAACCAAUUUCUUUGGCGUCUCAAAAACGUAGCAACCUAAAGAACUAGUUUCAGCCUCAAAUGUUCAGGCUCACUAAAAUAACCCUCAACUUCCAUUAAUAUAGUGACUAACGUGUGUCUCCUCCCAAUUAGUGUCAUUUGUUAAAUAGUUCAAGCACAUUAUGAAAAUAUUGUCAUUGGUGUUACAACACGAACCCUUCCGUUGGGUCUCUGAAGACCGAUCUGAGUUGUUUUUCUACAGUUUAAUCAUUUAGUAAAGGACUUAAAUGCUCUUGUCUUAUUGUAUUACUGCUUCAACGGAAUAACCUAUUGAAUAUUGUUUAUUUCAGAUACAACUGAACUGUAUGUAUUUCUGAUAAUAAAAGUCAUUAUUCCGUAA
Molecule: messenger RNA, 2749 nt
Organism: Cyprinus carpio (common carp)
Lineage: Eukaryota; Metazoa; Chordata; Actinopteri; Cypriniformes; Cyprinidae
Product: heterogeneous nuclear ribonucleoprotein A0-like
Molecular function (GO): RNA binding
Source: RefSeq, a predicted model, not a curated record